Molecule: messenger RNA, 525 nt
Organism: Stereum hirsutum FP-91666 SS1
Lineage: Eukaryota; Fungi; Basidiomycota; Agaricomycetes; Russulales; Stereaceae
Exons: 4
Coding region: 1-525 (174 amino acids)
Source: RefSeq, a predicted model, not a curated record
AUGAACCACAAGGUUGAAGACAGUGAAGCUCCUAUGCUGCCGACGAACGAUGCAUUCGACCCUCUCCCCAUCCUGAAUGAGCGCGCCGCACAAAUGGGUAUCUCGAUAAAGUGGGAGGAGAAUUCCACAGGACCAGCACAUACGCCGCGAUGGGAUGUAAAGUGCCUUGUCAAUGGGGUGGUCAGAGGCGUAGGCCAGGGUGGCGGGAAGAAGACAGCAAGGCGAACAGCGGCUGCACAUGCGUUGAGCGGACUUGGUUGGGUCGGAGGUGCCGCAACGUCCUUCGAGCCAGGCACAGGAGGGGUCAACUCGCCCAGCGUUCUUGAGACAUUUGCUCGCCAGAAGGGUCAUCGCCUGGAGUGGACUUCUCAGCGCUCAGGCCCUGAUCAUACGCCUACCUGGCAUGUAUGCUGCCUCGUGGACGGCACAAUUAUCGGACAAGGUUCCGCGUCGAAAAUUCUGGCCGCCAAACGUGAGGCUGCAAGACAAACGUUUAUUAGUAUGGGGUGGAUUAACUCAGGCUAA